GUAUUCUCCUUUGCGCGUAUUGUUUUGAUCUCGCACGUGUUAAUUUCCCGCCACUUAUUAAAGCUCCGAUCUAAACAUCUGACUCCCUGUGCGAUCGUUAAGUUUUUUUGUUUUGUAUCCACUUGAAAUAUGCCAGGAUUGGACGAUUGGCUGAACAGUCCCUUAGACAUCAUCCAGGGAUUAUACAGUCACCAUGGGCAAGAUUUUUCUCCAAAAGUAAAAGAAUAUUUUGAAAAGAGGCUAUCAGACAGAAAUGCCUUGUCUUGGGUCCCUUCAUUAAAUGACACACCUCUCCAUGAUUUGAAACCAAACUCCUUGGUAAAAUUCCGGUGCAUGAUACAAGAUAUGUUUGACCCAGAAUUCUUCUUAAGUGCAUAUGAGACAGUUGAUACAAAGACUGGUGAAAGUUUCAUGAAGAAUGGACAAUAUAAGGAUAUUGCCCAGUGUUUGCCCCAUCAAAAAAUCAAUUUGGAUUCACCAAGAAAUGUCACUGGAGACAGGCAGACUUUGUAUUGUGUGCCUAUACCUGGAGAGGCCCAGUGGUGUAAAGAAAGUUUUCACAGUGCCAGUCGGGCAAAAGUAGUGCCAUCUUCAUCGAGUAAGCAAGUCAGAUGUAAAAGGGGCCUUGAAGAUGAUGAACAAGAUAUGGAAGUCAGAUCAUCAGAGGCAAUGGAUGUUGCUGCUGCUGCUGCUGCUACUUCAUCAGGGUUACAGCCAGAUUCGGCAGAAGCAAAACGACCAAGAACAGAUGGUGUUGAAGCCCAGCUAAACAGUCCAUCAAUCAACUUGAAUUUCCCUUUGUCAGAAGAGACUGGGCCUGCGUGCUUAGUUAAGAUUUAUGAAAAUGGAGAUUCCUACAAGGUCAAUGAUAUUGUAGAGUUUGUGGGUGUAUUAUCCAUUGAUCCAGCUAUGGCAAACUUCAAAGAGGAAAGCUCUGAGCAUGCCCUCCUACAGGACCAAGCCAUGGACAUGGAAGAGGAGUCUGUCCACCAUCCUCCACCAUCACUUGUCCCUAGGUUACACGCUAUAACAGCAUACAGGCUGCAGCAUUGUAAUCCUCAUCUGCCAGUGGAGAUAGAAGAUGUUACUAACAAGGAUUUUGUGAGUAGUGUCCUACAAGAAGCACAAAGCUUACGCUCACAUAUUGUUUCGGUGUUGGAGUUGGCUUUGUUUGGAGAUGCCUUAGCUGUAGAGUAUUUAUUGUGCCAUCUUAUUUCGUCAGUCUAUGCAAGAAGAGAUGUUGUAGCAUUGGGCAAGUUUUGCCUAAAUCUCAGUGGGUGCCCAAGAAGUUCAUCAUUUCCUCAGAGCUUGUAUCAACUUAUACAGGAGCUAACUACAAAGUCUUAUAUGCUUCCCAUGUCGUUGGAAAACAUGAACACACUAAGUUUUUCUCCCAAAAAAGAUUACACAGCCAACAGGUUAAAUAGUGGCAUUCUUCAGCUGGCUGAGAGGACACAUCUAUUUCUGGAUGAAACUGCCCUGGAACCUGGGCAACUAGAUGCAAAUGGAGUGAAGAAUUUGACUGCUUUGGGAAAUGUUAUCAACUGGCAGAAAGUAGAAUACGAUUUCAACUUUCAUCACCAAGACUUUCAUUGUAAUAUUAUUCCUAUCAUCUUGUCAGAAGGAAAGUCACUAUUACCCAGUGACUGCCAUGUGCCUCUGCAGUUAGUGACCCCUUUAGAUAAAAUUGAAGAGAGUUUUUCAGCAAUCGGAUCGUAUCUCACACCUGCUCUCCUUACUAAAAUAAGAACUUAUCUUGGAUUGGUUCAGCUUCUGAAUUAUUCUAUUGCCGAGGAUGUUCAAAAGAGUUUGGAAGAAGACUUCGUAAGCAUGCGAAGACAAGAUGCCAAUGCUAUGAAAGUGGAUGACUUCCAUUCGUUGCUUGUACUUGCAAGGCUUUUGUCUUUGAGCUAUGGGCAAACUGAACUCACAAGAGCUAUGUGGAACAAAGCGAAAACAUUGGAGCAGGAACGAAAAUGUAGAUUGUCAGCACAAUAAAGAGACAGACUUUGAGACGAAUCAUCUGAAUAAUUGCAGUUUUACCUCAAUAGAUUUUGUAGAUAUUAUUGCUUAAUGCUGUCACAGUAUUAAAACUAAUGUGUAAAGUUAAAUUUUUGGUAUAGUUGUACCAAACUGAAUUUUUUCUUGCGUGACUUGUACAAAAUCUUAUUCAUGUAAAUUAUGUGUUGUAUUUAUGAACAUUUAUUGAUGGAACUUGUUAAUUCUAUUAAAAUGGCUAUAUGAAAGACAUUACAAGCAUGCAGCAGUAAAUUCUAUUAUUAAUACUGGUCUUCAAUGUUUAUCAGUCCUGGCAGAUUACUUUAUUAAGGGCCAUGUUCAAUGAAGAACAGUGCUUGCUUAGACUGGUAAUGGACUUUUUAACCAAAUGGAAAGGACACAAACUGUUGUAUUUAAAGUUACUAUGAAGUAAACAUAGAUUCCCUGUAAUGCAUAUU
Molecule: messenger RNA, 2456 nt
Organism: Lingula anatina
Lineage: Eukaryota; Metazoa; Brachiopoda; Lingulata; Lingulida; Lingulidae
Product: mini-chromosome maintenance complex-binding protein
Biological process (GO): DNA-templated DNA replication
Molecular function (GO): chromatin binding
Source: RefSeq, a predicted model, not a curated record